This is a messenger RNA of Sinocyclocheilus rhinocerous, 1014 nucleotides long. Its product is annotated as leucine-rich repeat-containing protein 24-like. The transcript is spliced from 3 exons. The record is from RefSeq and is a predicted model, not a curated record. Gene Ontology annotation, molecular function: protein binding. The coding region runs from base 1 to 840 and encodes 279 amino acids. Lineage: Eukaryota; Metazoa; Chordata; Actinopteri; Cypriniformes; Cyprinidae.
AUGAGUCUUCCCAUCACUAGUGCGCUGCGCAUCUUGGUACCUGGGAGGAAACAAGCUCUUCAAACACAGGCUUUCUUCUCUCUCUCCUUCCUGGAGAAGCUAGACAUGAGCCGUAAUAACCUCACUCAGAUUCCUCCUAACUUCUCAGAGAGCCUGGCUGCCCUGCGUGAGCUGCGUCUGGACCACAAUGCACUGGUGCUGUUGAAACCUCCAGGUCUUGAGCAUCUGGAGAACCUUGAGAAGCUGCACCUCAGCCACAAUCGCAUCCGAUCUCUUGAGCCAGGUGCGUUCCGUGGCCUGUCCCGCCUGCGCCACCUUUACCUCCAAGGGAACCUCCUGGGUGUUGUGCGAGACGGAUCCCUCACCAUGCUGCCUGCCCUGGAAGUCCUGCUCCUGGGCAACAACAACAUCUCUAGGAUCGAGGUCAUUGCACUAGCACCGUUGCGCAGUCUGUCUUGGUUGGGUUUGGAGGGGAAUCAUCUGGAGCACCUGAACUUCAAGACGUUCCUGAGCUUGCACACGGCUGCUACGCACCUGCAGUUGGCUGGGAACCCCUGGAACUGUGACUGCGACCUGCACUGUGUCUUCAGCAAGCUGCUCAGCGUGCGGCACCUGCACGUGGAUGACUAUCGCAAUGUAACUUGUCGGGAGCCUUGGCAGCUCACCGGAGCUUCUUUGGCUUGGGUGGACAGCCAGUUGUGUGUGGCUGAGACCGUUACUGUGUUAGUCAUCAUUGCUACUGUGAUUGUGACCGUGUUUGGUGCCUUGGUCAUGGCGGAGAGAAAACGCAAGAAACAAAAAUACUGGGAACAGGAUGAGGAGGAACCGCAAGAGCAGUAAGGCGAUUUUGCAUGAGGUUAGGACACUUCUUUUCUCUUUUGAACUAUGAAAACACAGAUAAAAUGUCCUGCUUUGACCCUUUUUCCCAACAAAGAGCAGGUACACAAAUUCAAGCAAGAAGCUGGACUUGAUACAAUGAAUUGAGUCGAUGUGGUGAUGGAAAUUGAGACUCUU